CAGGGCGGGACUAUGCCCAUGCGCUCGGGCGCCGGAAUCCAAGGACUCCAUGGCAGCUACCGGCCAGUCCAAACCAAAUCUUCUGGCGACUAGGCUCAUGUCAUAGCUGCAUUUCUGUCCAAUAGCAACGCUGGAUUUUGCCUUCGAGGUAGGAAUAAUGGGGUUCGUACCACGAUGUCCUGGCACUAGUCUGUUCGUUUGAUGUUUUAUCUGGAUCGUCUUACACAUCACGGGCGAAGAGUGCUUACAUUUGUCCUUGCGCUACUCAUACCCAGCAAUAGUUAAGAGAUUCGAUUGUGCGUGCUAUUAGGUAUCAUACUUCGCCAUUUUACCUGUCUUAAUUCUUUCCCUUUUUACUUCAUCGAGACCUCACCUUUCACAGAUGCCAACUCGGCUAUCCUAAUAUCAACAAUCAGCCAUGGACGGCAGAAGAAGAAGCAUGACCGGAGCUGGUGAUGACAUCCUCCGUCGACUUUCGAGGACCUUUUCUGGAAAAUCACACAAGCAAGAAGAAGAGCCAGAAGAGCAUGCAAUCGAGCGGUGGACCUCGAGGAACGAGAAGGGCGGAAUCGACGAUGCAUCAUCCGAUAAGACUAGAGUCAACGACUGGCGUCUGGACCAACAUGUAAAAGACAUCCAAGCCAAUGAUCCAGCGGGAGGUCGAAAGCUUGGUGUCACAUGGAAGGACUUGACGGUCAAAGUGAUCCCCUCUGAUGCUGCACUUCAGGAAAACGCACUGAGUCAAUUCAAUGUGCUUCAACAAUCGAGGGAAGCACGCAACAAGGCCCCGUUGAAGACUAUUCUGGACGGAUCUUCUGGUUGCGUCAAGCCAGGAGAGAUGCUCUUGGUUCUCGGAAGGCCUGGAUCUGGCUGCACGACCCUCCUAAAGCUGCUUGCCAACAAGAGAAAGGGUUACGCUGAAGUUGAAGGCGAUGUCCAUUUUGGCACCAUGACUGCCAAGGAGGCUGAACCCUAUCGCGGGUCUAUCGUGAUCAACACCGAAGAAGAGCUGUUCUACCCUUCCCUGACGGUAGGGAAAACCAUGGACUUCGCCACCCGACUAAACAUCCCCAACACCUUGCCUAGUGACGCCGGGAACCAAGAAGAGUGGCGCCUCAAGUUCAAGAACUUCCUGUUGGAUAGCAUGGGCAUCUCACACACUGAGGAUACCAAGGUCGGCGACGCAUUCGUUCGAGGUGUGUCCGGCGGUGAGCGCAAGCGAGUCUCCAUCAUCGAGACUUUGUGCACAAGGGGCAGCGUCAUGGCGUGGGAUAACUCCACUCGCGGACUUGAUGCGUCUACAGCGCUUGAGUACACCCGUGCCUUGCGUUCCAUGACAGACGCCAUGGGAAUUGCAACCAUUGUUACGCUAUACCAGGCUGGAAAUGGUAUCUACGAUCUGUUCGACAAAGUACUUGUACUUGAUGAGGGUAAGCAGGUCUACUACGGGCCACUUGCACAAGCCCGCCCGUUCAUGGAGUCCCACGGCUUCAUCUGCGGCGACGGCGCCAACGUUGCAGACUUCCUCACUGGUGUCACUGUUCCCAGUGAGCGACAAAUCAAGCCGGAGUUCGAGUCGCGAUUCCCGCGCAACAACAUCGAACUGGAGAAGGCCUACCGCGAAUCAACUACGAAGGCCGUCAUGGACCGUGAGCUUGAUUACCCCAACACACAAGAGGCCAAAGUCAACACCGAGGCCUUCUUUAACGCAAUCUCCCUUGACAAGUCGAAGCACCUGCGCAAGAACUCACCCAUGACUGUCUCUUUCCAGGCUCAGGUCAAGGCAUGUGUCAUUCGGCAAUACCAGAUUCUCUGGGGAGACAAGGCAACUUUCAUCAUCAAGCAAGGUUCUACUAUUGUACAAGCGCUCAUAGCCGGAUCUCUAUUCUACAACGCUCCCGACAACUCUGCAGGCUUGUUUGUGAAGGGUGGUUCGCUCUUCUUAGCCCUCUUGUUCAACGCCCUGAUCGCCAUGUCUGAGGUUACAGAUGCCUUUGCUGGCCGUCCUAUUCUUGCUAAGCACAAGAACUUCGCAUUCUUCAACCCGGCUGCUUUCUGCAUUGCUCAGAUUGCCGCCGACGUUCCAAUUCUCUUGUUCCAGGUCACCUCGUUCAUCGUCAUUCUGUAUUGGAUGACUGCCUUGAAAGCCACAGCUGCAGCUUUCUUCACCUGUUGGUUCAUCGUCUACGUGGCCACCUUUGCCAUGACCGCUUUCUUCCGCAUGAUUGGUGCUGCGUUCCCAAACUUUGACGCCGCCUCCAAGGUAUCUGGCUUUUCCGUCACUGCUGUCGUCUUGUAUAUUGGAUACCAGAUUCCCAAGCCUCAGAUGCACCCUUGGUUUGUAUGGAUAUACUGGAUCAACCCCCUCGCCUACGGCUUCGAGGCACUGUUGGCGAACGAGUUCAAGGAUACCGUCAUUCCGUGUGCUUUCUCCAACCUCAUUCCCAACUACCUACCACAGUACUUGGACCCUGCUCACCAGUCUUGUGCUGGUGUUGCAGGUGCCGCUUCUGGUGCUGUGUCUCUGACCGGCGAGCAAUACCUUGCAAGUUUGUCUUAUUCACCAUCGCGCAUCUGGCGCAAUGUCGGUAUCCUCAUCGUAUGGUGGGUGUUCUUCGUUGCUUUGACCAUCUUCUUUACUCUCCGCUGGGACGACGCUGCUGGCUCCACGGGCGCGCUUCUUAUCCCUCGCGAGAAUGUAAAGAAGGUCCCCAAGUCUAUUGCGCCCACCGAUGUGGAGGCACAGGCUGGUGAGAAGGUUCCUCGCACACAGGCCAACGAUGGCAACGACAAUUCUGGCGGAGACGCUGGAGGCGGCUUGAUGCGCAACACUUCGGUCUUCACCUGGCGUAACUUGUCAUAUGUUGUACAGACUCCAUCAGGGCCGCGCACGCUUCUAGACAAGGUAAAUGGUUACGUCAAACCAGGCAUGUUGGGUGCUCUGAUGGGCUCAUCGGGUGCGGGAAAGACUACUCUACUCGACGUUCUGGCGCAGCGGAAGACUGACGGAGAGAUCCACGGAGAAGUCUUUGUCGACGGCCGCCCCUUGCCUGUUUCUUUCCAACGCUCUGCAGGUUAUUGCGAACAGCUUGAUGUCCACGAGCCUUUCUGUACGGUCCGCGAGGCUCUCGAGUUCUCAGCCCUUCUUCGACAAAGCCGCGAAGUACCUGACCAAGAGAAGCUCGCUUAUGUCGACACAAUCGUUGAUCUUCUGGAACUACACGACCUUGAGCAUACGCUUAUUGGACGAGUGGGUGCUGGUCUAUCUGUCGAACAACGUAAGCGCGUCACGAUUGGUGUUGAACUUGUGUCUAAGCCAUCUAUCUUGAUCUUCUUGGACGAACCUACUUCCGGUCUUGAUGGCCAGGCUGCAUUCAAUACAGUUCGUUUCCUGAGGAAGCUUGCAGAUAUCGGCCAGGCAGUCUUGGUCACUAUCCACCAGCCUUCUGCUCAGCUGUUCGCCCAGUUCGACACGCUCCUCCUCCUGGCCAAGGGCGGCAAGACAGUCUACUUCGGCGAUAUUGGUGACAACGGCCAGACCAUCAAAGACUACUUCGACAGAAGUGGUGUCUCAUGCCCUCCAAAUGCUAACCCUGCCGAAUUCAUGAUUGAUGUCGUCACUGGCACGCACGCGACCGACAAGGAUUGGCACCAAGUCUGGCUGGAAUCUCCAGAGCAAGCACAAAUGCAACAAGAUCUCGAGCACAUCAUCACCGAUGCUGCUGGAAAGGCGCCAGGCACUACUGAUGAUGGCCACGAGUUUGCUACCAGCAUGUGGACUCAAACUAAGUUGGUCACUCAGCGCAUGAAUGUCAGCUUGUACCGCAACAUCGACUACGUCAACAACAAGAUCGCACUUCACAUCGGUGUUGCCCUCUUCGUCGGCUUCUCCUUCUGGAACAUUGGUGACUCAGCCUCUGACCAGCAACUGGUCCUCUUCUCCCUGUUCAACUACAUCUUCGUUGCUCCUGGUGUCAUUGCGCAACUACAACCUCUCUUCAUCGACCGUCGUGACAUCUACGAGACGAGAGAGAAGAAGUCCAAGAUGUAUCACUGGGCUCCCUUCACCACCGGUUUGAUCGUGUCUGAGAUGCCCUAUCUGGUCAUCUGUGCCAUCCUGUACUUCCUCUGCUUCUACUACACUGCCGGCCUUCCUGUUUCCUCAGACAAGGCAGGUGCGAUCUUCUUCGUCAUGUUGGUCUACCAAUUCUUCUACACUGGAUUUGGCCAGUUCAUCGCCGCCUACGCACCCAACGCUGUAUUCGCGUCGCUCGUCAACCCCCUCUUGCUCGGAGUCCUCAUCUCCUUCUGCGGUGUGCUCGUCCCCUACGCCCAGAUCCAGCCCUUCUGGCGCUUCUGGGUGUACUACAUGAACCCGUUCAACUACCUGAUGGGCGCGCUUCUCGUCUUCGCCGACUGGGACUGGGAGAUCAACUGCCGCGAGUCGGAAUUCGCCGUCUUCGACCCGCCCGCGGGCCAGACGUGCUCGCAGUACCUCGAGGCCUGGCUCGCGGGGCCCGGCGCCCGCAACAAUCUCGUCAACGGCGAUGCGAUGGAGAGCUGCAAGGUGUGCCAGUACCGUCGCGGCAGCGACUACUUGAGCACCGUCAACCUCAACGAGUACAUGUACGGCUGGAGGGACGCGGCGAUCUGCGUAAUCUUCGUCUGCAGCAGCUACGCGCUGGUCUAUCUGCUCAUGAAGCUCAGGACAAAGGCCAGCAAGAAGGCCCAGUAGGCUUUCGACAUGUUUCACUGAUUUCACGAUGGUCAGACCGACCGUUGUACAUGGCACUUGGUGCCACGUCUUCAAUUCGCGUCUCUCCUUAAUCCGCAUUAAUGCAUAGCGCUUUAUACCUUAGAUUUCCGCGUUGCCAUCCAUAUAUUAGACUUAGAAUUAUGCAUUAGACACUUCUAC
Messenger RNA from Boeremia exigua, 4915 nucleotides. RefSeq names its product ABC transporter. Gene Ontology annotation, biological process: transmembrane transport. NCBI's taxonomy places the organism in Eukaryota, Fungi, Ascomycota, Dothideomycetes, Pleosporales, Didymellaceae. The record is from RefSeq and is a predicted model, not a curated record. Gene Ontology annotation, cellular component: membrane. Gene Ontology annotation, molecular function: ABC-type transporter activity; ATP binding; ATP hydrolysis activity. The transcript is spliced from 3 exons. Bases 419 to 4735 code for a protein of 1438 amino acids.